CUCCACAGUUUUCAAAAUCAGGAAGCGCUCGAUAGAAAAAGUAUCGCACUCAAAGCGACGUGUAGGCAGGCACAGAUAAUAGAAGGGACGCGUUCCUCUGCCCAAGCGUUGCUGACGUAUGCCAAACCUUACAACGUCUGGAAAGAGGAGACAAGUAAUCACUUUGAAACGUUGGAGACUGAGGUUUAAAGUCCCGACCGAAAGAGACAGUCUUCCCUCUCCUCUGCACGCGUCGUUUGCCAUGGCUUUGACAACCUGUACCAGAUUUACCGAUGAGUUUAAUCUCUACGAAGAGCUGGGAAAGGGAGCUUUCUCCAUAGUGAAAAGAUGUAUGAGGAUCUCCAGCGGACAGGAGUAUGCUGCCAAAAUCAUCAACACUAAGAAGCUAUCUGCUCGGGAUCACCAGAAGCUGGAAAGAGAGGCCAGGAUUUGUCGUCUGCUCAAGCACCCCAAUAUCGUGAGGCUCCAUGACAGCAUAUCAGAGGAGGGAUUCCACUACCUGGUCUUUGACUUGGUGACUGGUGGGGAGCUGUUUGAGGAUAUCGUAGCCAGAGAGUACUACAGCGAAGCAGAUGCCAGUCAUUGCAUUCAGCAGAUCCUCGAGGCUGUGCUCCACUGCCACCAGACGGGCGUGGUCCACCGCGACCUCAAGCCUGAGAAUCUGCUCCUGGCCAGUAAGCUGAAGGGAGCUGCGGUGAAGUUGGCAGACUUUGGCCUGGCCAUCGAGGUGCAGGGGGACCAGCAGGCAUGGUUCGGUUUUGCGGGAACCCCAGGCUACUUGUCCCCAGAGGUUCUGAGGAAAGACCCCUAUGGGAAACCUGUGGACAUGUGGGCCUGUGGUGUGAUCCUCUACAUUCUCCUGGUGGGCUACCCUCCCUUCUGGGAUGAAGACCAGCACAGACUGUACCAGCAGAUCAAGGCUGGGGCCUACGACUUUCCGUCUCCUGAGUGGGACACGGUGACCCCCGAGGCCAAAGACCUGAUCAACAAGAUGUUGACCAUCAACCCUGCCAAGAGGGUCACCGCAACAGACGCACUCAAACACCCCUGGAUCUGCCAACGGUCCACCGUGGCGUCCAUGAUGCACAGACAGGAGACGGUGGAGUGCCUGAGGAAGUUCAACGCCCGGAGGAAACUCAAGGGUGCUAUCCUCACCACCAUGCUGGCCACACGCAACUUCUCAGCAGCCAAGAGCCUGCUCAACAAGAAAGCUGACGGUGUCAAGAUCAACAACAAGACCAAUGUAGUCACCAGCCCCAAAGAGCCCCCCACACUGGAGCCUCAAACCACUGUUCUCCACAACCCAACUGAUGGAAACAAGGAGUCCAGCGAGAGCGCCAACACCACCAUGGAAGAUGAGGACGUGAAAGCUCGUAAGCAGGAGAUCAUCAAAGUGACUGAGCAGCUGAUUGAGGCCAUCAACAACGGAGACUUUGAAGCCUACACGAAGAUCUGUGAUCCCGGCCUGACAUCCUUUGAACCAGAGGCCUUGGGAAACCUAGUGGAGGGAACUGACUUCCACAAGUUCUACUUUGAGAACGCUCUGUCCAGGAGCAAGCAGGGGCCCGUCCACACCAUCCUGCUCAACCCCCACGUGCACCUGAUCGGCGAGGACGCGGCGUGCAUCGCCUACAUCCGCCUCACCCAGUACGUGGACGCCAGUGGCAUGCCGCGCACCAUGCAGUCAGAGGAGACGCGCAUCUGGCAGCGGCGUGACGCCAAGUGGCAGAACAUCCACUUCCAUCGCUCCGGCUCACCCACUGUGCCCGCCAAUUGAGAUGACGCCCUAUCCUGCAGCUGUUGCUGAUCUAUGGACCCCGCCUACCAAGUGUCUGUCACAUCCUCAUCCAAUCUCGGCCCAACUCUGCCAUCUCAGAGUGUUGUUUACAUAUCGUCGAUGCUGAACUGAAGAUUCUUCUUGCAAAAGAUGAAAAGGAAAUACACAACAAUCUUGACGAUAUAAUUUUGUAUUUUAUCAUUUGAGUGAAAAUGUUGUUUUAUCACCUUCUGUCUCAUCGCAGGACAUUUAUAACUAAACAUUUUUUGUUUUUUAUUCAGAAACAAUGAUUUCCUCUUUUUGAACAUGUUUUAUGUUUGAUGGGAAAAUGUUCAAUCUUCAAUAUUAUCAGUGUCAGGAACGUGCGGUGAACCAACACCAAACUCAUCAAGGUAUUCAUCUCAUCUGAAUAUUACACAUCAAUCCCAAUAACUGAACUGAUAUAGGUUUAGCCUUAAACCAACAUUGCAGUCUGUCAAUCCUUCUUUAAAUGUCAGUCUUUGUGCAGGAAAAUCUAAGAAGUGAACGACAAACAUGAGCUUGCUUUUAUUUUGGUGAUGUAUAGACUUGUGAUUGAUGUGAAUCGCUAUAUCUUUGCUUAAACUCUGGAAUAUCAAACUGUUUAAUUAUGAGCUUAGUUUGCAAUCUUAACAAUUCAAGUUGUUCUCAACUGGCUCAAUAUUAAGUAUGAUUACUUGGAAUUUUUAUUGACAGCUUAUGUUAUUAAGGGAAAAAUGGUAUCCUAUGUUUUAUAAUAUGCGUUUGUGUCUAUAUCAUCGCAAUGUGACCGACUUCUCAAUGAUUGAUCUAUAGUUUACAUUCUUUCACUUGUAUUACUCAACGCCAUUGUAUGACAUAUAGAACACUGAUUAAAAGUCUAAUCAUGAUAUUUUCAUAAGGCUGAUGAUAAUUAUGUGAAUUUUAUUGGUUCUAUAUUUUGGGGGGGAACUAUUGACCCUUUCAUGUAUAGCAAAUGGUUCUGUUUCUUUAGUGUAGCAUCUCCUCUCAUCUCCAACCCCGUGUCCAUGCAGAAGAACCUAUGGAAGAUAGUGUAGCAUCUCCUCUCAUCUCCAACCCCGUGUCCAUGCAGAAGAACCUAUGGAAGACAAAUAGCCUUUUACCACUGACACCUGGGUGUUAGUUUCUCUACUUGACAAGUUGCAACACACAAUGUUUUAUACGAGAAGGGAGACGGUCAUAUGAGAUCACAUUGUUCUGGUUAGUUUUUCCUCGUUGGUAGAUAUUUUCAUAAAUGGGUGUUUAGGUUGAUGGAAAUGUAAGGGAGUUAGAGAUGCAAUAAAAUUGAAUCGGGGUCAACCUAGAAUAUUGGGAUUGGCAAAGAGGUAAUCCAUUUGGGAUUAAAGGCACUGUGUAAAUUUGCCAUUAGGAUGAACCAUUACUUCCCCCAUGUGUUCCUACAGGAAUGGUGAGACAAUUUUUUAAAAUUUUAAUUACGUUGAACUGUACUAUGGGACAAAGUGUAUAUUGUUGUCAUGACGAGAAAGGACUGAUAGAUGUUUUAAGAAAUAUCAAAUAAAAUGUGAUUUCUGCCAAAUCUCUUAUUUCCAUGUCACUUUGCCCAUAGCUUAAAGUUUGUGAGGUGAUCACUGUAAUAAACAAAAAUACAUUUUAAAAAAGUGA
This is a messenger RNA of Oncorhynchus gorbuscha (pink salmon), 3418 nucleotides long. RefSeq names its product calcium/calmodulin-dependent protein kinase type II delta chain-like. Gene Ontology annotation, cellular component: neuron projection; cytoplasm. The record is from RefSeq and is a predicted model, not a curated record. Gene Ontology annotation, molecular function: calcium/calmodulin-dependent protein kinase activity; ATP binding; calmodulin binding. Gene Ontology annotation, biological process: protein phosphorylation. NCBI's taxonomy places the organism in Eukaryota, Metazoa, Chordata, Actinopteri, Salmoniformes, Salmonidae. Bases 119 to 1777 code for a protein of 552 amino acids. The transcript is spliced from 21 exons.